Daldinia caldariorum is the source of this 2838-nucleotide messenger RNA. Its product is annotated as putative vanilly-alcohol oxidase. Gene Ontology annotation, biological process: lactate catabolic process. Gene Ontology annotation, cellular component: mitochondrion. Bases 635 to 2443 code for a protein of 602 amino acids. NCBI's taxonomy places the organism in Eukaryota, Fungi, Ascomycota, Sordariomycetes, Xylariales, Hypoxylaceae. The record is from RefSeq and is a predicted model, not a curated record. The transcript has 7 exons. Gene Ontology annotation, molecular function: D-lactate dehydrogenase (cytochrome) activity; D-lactate dehydrogenase (NAD+) activity; FAD binding.
CAAUACCAAACAUUGCCUAAGGUAUACAGUAUCACAUUUCAAGUCUUUCUUCCAAUAGGUAAUAGUCCAUCAAUCAAUCAAGCAUAUAUCGUAAAGUCGAUGUAAGAUUUGCAGAAGCGUUCAGAUAUCGAACAUGAGACCCGGGCAUAUUAUAUCAACAGUGCUAACAGAACUUGUAUUACCCUACAUUUUACAUUAAUCGUCUUGAAAAACACCAUUGAUGCUCAGGCCAGCCACAAAUUAAAAUGCUGCACAAGCGGCUCAGGUUACUUCCAUCUUAUAGUUCCUGAGCUGCACGACUUGCACGCACACCUAGGGUACCAUUUGAAGAAGUAUGCCCCAAAGACACAUCAUUGCCUGGUCAAAUUAGGAUAUACCCUCCGCAAUUCCUGAAACAUGUAAACCUCAUGGAAAUGCUAGGUAUCUCUCUUUAAUACCGGUGAUCGGCACAAUGCAGGGUCGACAUUCGGCAGAUGAGUUGACGAGGUUAGCUACCUGCGGGGUAGACGAUAACCCCUAGCUGCACGAUAUAUGCGUAGAAGAUAUAAGGUGAUCUCAGAAUGGAGUACCAUACUCGGUCUUCUGAUGCUUCGUCAACCUUAGGUACCUACCUAUCAUAUCUUUACCUAACACGAUGUCUUUCUUGGAUGAAGCUCAGUCGGAAGUGCCCCUUCUCUCGGAGAACCACUCCGGUAUCCCGGAAUUUCUCCUAGAGAAAGCCUGGAAGGCCAAAGUCGGUAUCUUCGAAACGAGAACGAAACCCAAGGCCACGAAGGAAAGGCGACCUGUUAUCCCGCCUGGUGUUGAAGAGCAGGUGUUUGCUACUGCCCUCGAUGAGCUUAGCAAGCAGUUGGGCCAAGGCAACGUCGAACGGAACGACAAAGAGUUGAAGGAUGGCUGGUACAUGGAACAUCCAAAUACCCAUGAUUUAAUGACAAUACUCGAUGAGGAGGAACUGGUACCGUCCGCUAUGGUUUAUCCCGGAAGUACUGAGGAGGUUCAGCAAGUUGUACUGUGGGCGAAUAAAUAUCACAUCCCCAUUUUCCCCAUCUCCAUGGGUCGAAAUCUGGGAUAUGGCGGCGCAGCGCCCCGAGUACGUGGGUCCGUACUUGUUGAUCUCGGCAGGCGCAUGAAUAAGAUACUUGACAUUAGUCCAGAGGAUUAUACCUGCCUUCUUGAGCCGGGGGUCUCGUUCUUCGCCCUUUAUGAGGCGAUCAAGGCCAAGGGAUACGAUCACCUUUGGAUAGACGUCCCGGACGUGGGAGGUGGUUCCGUUAUAGGGAACACCGUAGAUCGCGGGGUUGGAUAUACUCCCUACGGUGAUCAUUGGGCAUGUCAUUCGGGCUUAGAAGUUGUGCUUCCAACUGGAGAGGUUAUACGAACGGGUAUGGGAGCUCUUCCGGGAAAUAAUACUUGGCAGACGUUUCCUUACGGAUUCGGUCCUUAUUCCGAUGGAAUAUUCUCGCAGUCUAACUUUGGAAUUGUGACCAAGAUGGGAAUGACUUUGAUGCCUAAUCCGGGCGGACAUGAAGGCUUUAUAUACACCUUCCAAAAGGAAGAAGACCUUGAUCAGCUAAUCGAAAUCAUUCGUCCGCUCCGCAUCAGCAACAUCCUGGAGAAUGUUGCACAGCUACGGCAUGUCACGCAAACAAUCGCAGUCCGCGGUCGGCCGCGGACUGACUUUUAUAAGGGCGAGGGCACGAUCCCAGACAACAUAGUGCACGAAGUCGCGGCCACCCUACCUAUUGGCGAUCAUACAUGGGUGUACUAUGGCAUGUCAUACGGUCCCCCGCAUAUCCGCCAGUACAAGCUCUCUAUUAUCGACACGGAAUUCAAGAAAGUCCCGGGUGCUCGUCGGAUUAAUCCAUCGACGCUGCCACAAGAUGAGUAUUUUUGGGCCAGAGAUCGCAUUGCCUCAGGCACUCCCGAACUCGAAGAGUUGCGUUGGGUUAACUGGAUGCCCAACGGCGCGCACAUCGCGUUUUCGCCUGUUAGCCCGAUCCGAGGCACCGAUGCGACGAAGUUGUUCGAACUUGCUAAGUGUAGGCAUAAAGAGUUCGGGGUAGACUUGUUUCCGGCGUUCUGUGUCGGUCUGCGCGAAAUGCAUCUAAUCGUCGAGCUUGUAUACGAUCGCGCGGAUCCAAAGCGUCGCAAGGACGUGCUGGACUGCCUACGAUAUAUGGUAGACGACGCGGCGGCUUGCGGGUAUGGGGAAUACCGAACGCACUUAGUCCUAAUGGACCAGGUCGCUGGAACAUAUAACUGGAAUGACGGUGCGCUGAUGAAGUUCCACGAGAAGUUGAAAGAUGCACUGGAUCCCAACGGUAUCAUGGCUCCCGGACGAUGCGGUAUCUGGCCGAAGAAGUAUAGGAACCGAGGGUGGGAGAUGACGAAAGCCAGUGGUGAGAAUUCUCAGGGUGAUGGCGUUGCAUCAUUGCCAUAGGUGCGGACUACACUGGGCGAAGCAAGCUGGUCUAACCUCAUUAUAAAAUCAGAGUUUCUAAUUGAACUAUCGUUGGCUCACAUUUGUCGAUAUACCAUGAGUAAAAGAAGUCAUAACCAGUUAGAUAGGUCCGAUAAAUCGAACCAUCAAUUCCGACAGCUCGGAACAACCGGCUGCAUGUCUAUAAUGUUAAAAUUCUAAGUCUGACAAUCUUUCCACCAAAGAUUACAAAAGAAGCGAUAGUAUCCAAAAUAAAAAUCUAUCCAUUGGUAUCUAUCCUCAAAGUGUUUUUGUCAGUGUUACACGGCAUGUAUUAUAAGUUGGGGUCCCUUCCAAUCUUCCAAUGGGCUAGGUUAACAGAGUAUCAUGGUUAUGCAUGAUAUACGCAAGGGCGA